This is a messenger RNA of Gordionus sp. m RMFG-2023, 1596 nucleotides long. RefSeq lists its product as uncharacterized. The record is from RefSeq and is a predicted model, not a curated record. Bases 1 to 1596 code for a protein of 531 amino acids. The transcript has 7 exons. Lineage: Eukaryota; Metazoa; Nematomorpha; Gordioida; Chordodea; Parachordodidae.
AUGAACUACAUCGGUGAGAUAUUAAACACAUCCAAUUCUUCCAUCGUAGAAAUAAGUAUCUCAGCUGCAAAUACUCUGGGAAAAAUUCGCUGGAAGAAUCCGGAUGAUCAAUUCAAUUAUGUGAAUAACUUGCUCGGCUAUAGAUUUGGGUCACAUAACACCUCGGUGCUCAUAGAUCCACCAAAACGUUUAAAAAUCGAAAUAACCAAAUCGAAUCACGAGUCUUAUAGUACAGAUGAUAAACUUCCUGAAAAAUUUAAACGGCGCCAAUUACGGGGAAAAAAAUACAACGUAGGGCAAACAUCAACAGAUGCAUACAAUCCUGUCUACACGAUAACUAAAAUGGGACAUUUAAUACCAGUGAAGAAGCAUUAUGCAAAUAAUCAGAAGCGCAGUGAGCCCAGACACCACUCCCCACAUCAUCACACAGAUGAUGGAAAUGAAGAAGAAAGAGCUGCUUAUAGAAGUCGACACAAAUCAAAACUAGAAGAAAAGGGCAAAGGAAGAGAAUAUUACGAAAAAGAGACGACUUACAAUAAGCAAGGACUUAUUCACCACGAAUACGACUCCCUCAAAGAUAUCCAUAAUGGGCCUCGCAAUCCUCAAUAUGCCAGCAAAGGUUCAUACAACCACGACGUAGAUUCACAUCCUUAUCCCUAUGAUUCCCGGGAUUAUGAUCCAAGUUCUCAUUAUGCCUCUCACAAAUCAAGAGGAAAAGGUAAAUGGGGUUAUCCCAAAUAUGAGAAUGACUAUGAGAAAAAUGAAAGAGGCCAUGGAAGGCCAAUUCAUCAUAAUUACCUUGAGGGAUAUGAUGGCGACAAAUAUGGAGAGCUAUCGGAUAAGGGUUACGGCGAUAUAGUUUAUGAUAAUGAUAAUGACAACGAUGAAAAUCAUAUUGAUAGAGAUUACUUUCGAGAGAAGUUCCAGAAGACCCUGAAGGAAAAUAAGUUGGUCAAAGAGAAGAUAGGCAAAUACAACUUUAUCAAACACGCAUCCAAGGGGAUAGCUAAAGGGGAAAAGAAAGGGAUUAGAAAAGGUAAAUAUAGUCAUCAAGAUACUCAUUCCUAUCAUCCCGACCUUCAUGAUCACUCUCAAGUAAACUAUUAUAAUGGUAAAAAAAAUGAAAAUCAGCAGAAAGACAUUGCUCAUCAUGAUGGAAAUUCUCGCCACCUCGAAAUUGAUUCCCGUAGAAGUUAUAAGGGCACUACUCAUACCCUUCCCGAUUCAAGGGGCGGAGAAACGGACCAAUAUAACGUUAAGCGAAAACAUGCUUACAAUAUAGAUCCAGAGCUGACUCCUAGAAAAAUAGGUGAUUAUGGCAACAAUAGGGCAUAUAGGGACAAGGGAAAAGAUAACCUUAAGCCUGUAAGUGGUGAAUAUGGUAAAAUCGAUCAGUCAAAUCGUGAUGAUAAGAUUAAUGAUAAGCAUUAUAGCGAUAAUGGUGGCAAGCGAUACUUAAUAGAUCCCGCAACUUAUUAUUCCAGAUACAGCGAUUACAACAAACGAUAUCCCAAACUUAUACUGGUUAAAAAUAGGGACCUGGAAGUGGAUAAGAAAAGAAAAAAGGGCCAGGAGCUCUUAAAUUUGGGCGCCUAA